AUGGCCGGCGAGAGGAAAAGGAUACUGGUCGGUUUGAUAGUGGCAAUGCUUUUGGGAACUGCCGUUUACUUUAGGCUUUGGACCAUUGACUACGCGAUUUCCUCCGAGGACACUGAGCUCAUAAGAAGACAAUUCGAUCUGGCCAAUAGAGAAGCCAUGGACGAAUCUGCUGAGUGGAGGAUGAAGUAUGAUGAAGAGGCAGAGAGGGCAGCCAAGUGUGACAAGGAAUUGAUAGAGAUCAAGCAGAAGGUGGACGAUGCAGCUAGUGUAAACCAGCAGUUGGCAGUGCUACAGAAGGAAAACAUGGCCUUGAUUGAACGUAUGGAAUUACUGAAAAAGGAGCUGGCCGCAAGCAAAUCAAAAUGUGGUCGCUCGAGAUACACAAGACUAUAG
Linum trigynum is the source of this 393-nucleotide messenger RNA. NCBI's taxonomy places the organism in Eukaryota, Viridiplantae, Streptophyta, Magnoliopsida, Malpighiales, Linaceae. The record is from the annotation of a GenBank genome assembly.